Vitrella brassicaformis is the source of this 642-nucleotide messenger RNA. The record is from the annotation of a GenBank genome assembly. Lineage: Eukaryota; Vitrellaceae.
CGUGAGGCCAGACUCACUGUCGACAGGCAGAGGAGGGGGCUCAGGACGGCGAUCGACCCACUUCGAUGAUGGCCUCGACGCUGGCAAACUGGCGCAACACGAAGAAGGGCCACACGAACUGCAUCGCCUUCUGUUGUUUCAGCUGCGGCAGCAGGUCGCCGUAGUCGCCGGCUGCCCCCGCAAACGCCCACCGGCCCACCGGCACCGAACUGAACACGACAAAAGGCAUACAUCAGCGCCGCAUCUGUGGACUUGCUGACAAUGUGCGCACCUCUGCUGCACAAUGGUGACGGCGUGUUGGUAAUCGUGCUCGCACACCCUGCAGAAGACAAGGAAAAGCCGUCGAUCCGCUGUGACUCACGAUGAUCGACUGCCCCUCCCUCCAAUUAUAUACGCUGCGUCGACGCUGCGUCGACGCUGCGUCGAAACGCAGGUAGUCUCUGACCAUGGGAAGGAGGCUUCCCGUCUCGCCUUGGUCGUAGUAGUACGGGUGACAAUCUGACAAUCUGAACAAACACAGUGGACACACGUGAAGGGCAUGCUGAUCCAUGGAUGGUGAGACGAGUUGUGAGAUGGUGCCGCCCUUCACCUUGAUUACCUUGCUGAAAUGAGAGGAAUAGUAACUCCAUUCUUGCACAGAUA